Molecule: messenger RNA, 1058 nt
Organism: Caenorhabditis sp. 36 PRJEB53466
Lineage: Eukaryota; Metazoa; Nematoda; Chromadorea; Rhabditida; Rhabditidae
Source: the annotation of a GenBank genome assembly
AUGGAAAAAGUUCACACGAUGACUCCGAUCUGCCCGCUCGUGCAGUUCAUCGAAAUGGACGACUCCAAGAAUUUUCUGAAUGCUUCGAACCAAAAGCUGAACUCGCUGAUCGGAAGUUCGCUGCUUCUCGCCAAGAGGACCACGACGGUAAAGGGUUCUAUGAAGAAAUCGUCUAAUUAAACUUUUCCUUCAGGAAGCUUUGGUCCUCAUUCUAGAAGGAUUGACGAUUGGCUCGUAUAAGCGAUACGCUGGGGACCUUCGGGAGGACAUCACCAUCUCCGACAUCGUGGAGUCCGCCGUUCACUUUCUCAGAUGGAAGAGUGUGAGUUGCGAUGCUUACGUCAAGUAGAAACUGAAUCUCAUUUUACAGGGUCUCUCGAACAUCGCUUAUCUCCAUGACAUCGUCGUCGAAAACAGAAGUUCCGAAGAGCAAAAGUUCCGGAUCUACGAGAUGUUCAACCUGUUCCACCUGUCGCUCACCGCCCACCACCGCGCUCCACCGAAUCUGAAAACCGCUUGGGUCCACAUGACCCUCCUGGCCUCUCUGAUGCAGGCGAUCUACCCGACGGCCAGUUUUUUACUGAUAGACGUCCAAUUGAAAGUAGUUCUUUCAGAAGUACGACGCCACGCAGAGCUCGAAGGAGAUUUGCUCGGAUCUCAGCAAGUUCACGGCCGAGCUCAUCGGGCGCGUCGUGGACAUAUUCGAGAAGACCAUCCUCCCGAGACGCAAAGUGAAGAAGACAAUGACACAGACAAGUUCCGAGACAAAAAAUGGCCGUGGGGGCCUUUCGGUGAGAGCACCUCCUAACAGUUCGAAUCAAUGAAUGCGUGUCAGGACGAAGUGAAGGAGCGGAUUCUUGAAUUCGCUGAAAAGCAGGGUCCGGCCAAGUCGAAAGCGUUUGCGAAACGGGCCCAGAUUGAGCUGGAGUUGGAUCCCGGAUGCGUGAUGCAGAUCUACAAUUUCAUAGUCAACCAUUACAGAAGUGAGCUCUUUAUGGUCUGCUCUACAAUCGUUUUUCAUUUCAGAAAAGAAGCAAACCGUUUCUCCGUCGUCGUAG